UUCUUCCGAAUCUCUUCGCGUACAACACCAUUAUAUAUCUUCUAGCAUUCUUUUAUCUUUUCAAUUAAUUCCUUCCACCUCUUUUAUCUGCGUGCGUCUCCAUUUGUUUUUCUUUUGAUCAUGGCUAAGGUUCCCAUCAAGGGUACCCUUCUCCUUAUGAGUCGGAGAUCAUAUUCAGUGGCAGUGGUGAAUGCAAAGGUACACCAGCCAGUAGUGACGGCGAUGAGGAAGGCAGCCGAGUCUGGAAGUACUGCGGUGGCCGCGGAGCAGACGAAGGAGAUCUCUUGGAUGAGAGAUCCAAAAAGUGGCAAUUGGAUUCCAGAAAGUCACUUUGACGAUAUUGAUGUUGCGGAGCUGAGGGAAAGGCUUCUUCCCAGGCCAAAAGAAGAAACCCUGAAGUAGUUUUUCCAAAAAGUGGAUCCUUUCGACGCUUUACUUCAGACCCUAUUAAAUUCAACUUGAAUUAAUUGGCGUCUAAUAUAUAAUAUCCUUUUGUACUUUGCAAAAUUGCCUGUACGUAUACAUGUUUCUCAUGCCAUGUACCCACAGAGUGGAUAAUUGCUAUGCUUUCUUCUAUCUCCAGAUCAGGAGUUGAAUUGCCACAAGCAGGUUUGGCAGUAUUCUAAUUACCAAUGAACUAUAGUUAAUUGUAAUCCA
Carya illinoinensis is the source of this 657-nucleotide messenger RNA. Its product is annotated as protein SENESCENCE-ASSOCIATED GENE 21, mitochondrial-like. The record is from RefSeq and is a predicted model, not a curated record. NCBI's taxonomy places the organism in Eukaryota, Viridiplantae, Streptophyta, Magnoliopsida, Fagales, Juglandaceae. The transcript is spliced from 2 exons. Bases 121 to 402 code for a protein of 93 amino acids.